GAGCUUGCGACAGCUCAAACAGCAGAGUAAUAACUUAGCCAGUGACAAAAAGUGUCUCAACAACUCAACAAAUCAACACAGAUUUCAGUUGAGUAUUGAUAGUCCGAUACCUACAUCUAGGUGACCAGAAUCGCUCGUUAUAUAUUAAUCUGUGAGUGAGCAACAAAAGAUUUGGAAAAUUUUUGGACUGGUCUAGUCUGGUUUACUGAACUUUUGUCCAGUAUUAAAAAACUCAUAAAUUGCACAAGACGACAGCAGAUCGGUAUACUAUAUAGUAUAGCAUUGACAAUUAUAAUUACUAUAUGCAUACAUACAGACAUACAUACACACACACACACACACACACACACACACACAUACAUACAUACAUAUAAAUGGCGAGAAGCAGCUGCCAGUGCUGCGCAUUUGUCUUCAACUUCGUCGCAGCAACAGUCGUCAGUGAUUCUAUGAAAAUACAGAUGAUAUCUGUGCCAGCCACAGUACAAAGCUGAAUUUUGACACGAGCUGGUGAAUACAUAUAUAAGCAAAUUCUGUGUCAAUUAAGGGAAGAAAAAAACUUAGCAGAAAUGAGUGCACAACGUAGAAGAAUACAAAUCUGGAUAUGUCUCCUCGUUGCUUUGUGUCUGGAGUGGCAAUUAGUUGUGGCACGAGCACGUGAUCUGUGCCAGGUGAAGCCCAGCACAAGCAGCCUGUGUGUGCCAACUACAGUGGGCAUUUACUAUAAUGUGGAGACACAACACUGUCACUACAUGGGCUGCAGCAAUAAGCGAUUGUUUGGCUCUCUCGAGGAUUGUGAGAAGAUCUGCAAUAAUCGACGACACACGAAGAUACGCACUAAUUUGACCAACAAAAUCAAUCAAACCACUAAUUGAAUAUAAGCACUUAGAAUAUCUGA
This is a messenger RNA of Drosophila grimshawi, 895 nucleotides long. RefSeq lists its product as uncharacterized. Lineage: Eukaryota; Metazoa; Arthropoda; Insecta; Diptera; Drosophilidae. The record is from RefSeq and is a predicted model, not a curated record. The transcript is spliced from 2 exons. Gene Ontology annotation, molecular function: serine-type endopeptidase inhibitor activity. Bases 567 to 872 code for a protein of 101 amino acids.